Messenger RNA from Rhizopus microsporus ATCC 52813, 1126 nucleotides. RefSeq lists its product as uncharacterized. The record is from RefSeq and is a predicted model, not a curated record. The coding region runs from base 214 to 1032 and encodes 272 amino acids. Lineage: Eukaryota; Fungi; Mucoromycota; Mucoromycetes; Mucorales; Rhizopodaceae. The transcript has a single exon.
GUCUAGUCCAUUUUAAGUAACAAGCUUCCUUUGGGCUUCUUUGAUAAAUCUAUAGACAUAGCUUUUCGCGCGUACGCGUUCAUUUUUUCUCUUGUUUGAGAAAGUGUUAAAGGCAAGUCUUUUUUUUUUUCUUCUCUAUUAUAAAGAAUAUAUUUUUAAAAGACAGACAAUUUUCCCUUUGUUUUAUGAACGACAAACCAGUACAUUUCGCCCAUGGUAAAAGGCAAAAGAAUUGAAGAAGAGGAGCCACCCAUUGCUACAAUUGAAGGUUGGGAAGAUGGUCAACCAUUUAAACGAGAGAUUCAUAAAUUAGAUCGUUGGGAACUUCAAUCGGCUGACACGCUGACAAUUCAUAUUGGUUCUUAUGACAUUGUGUUAGUACAAGACCCUCAUUCGAACUACUUGGGUGGAUACAUUUGGUUAAGUUCUAUCAUAUUUUGCUCUUAUUUGGAAAGGUUAAAGAAAAAGAAGGAUAGACGUGGUUUGAUCAAUUUGGACUCCUCUAAGCGAUGGGUUGAGCUGGGGUCUGGUAUUGGGUUACUUGGUAUAAUGUUACAUAAGCUCGGUAUUGAAGACGUAACGAUGACAGAUAUUGGAGAGUUGGUGGAUACGAUGGAAAGAAAUGUAGAAGCCAAUCAGAUAUCUGUCAAGUCUAUUAGUGGUAGAAGAAAGAACCAGGCCAAUGAGAAUACGAUUGUGAUAGAACCCUUGUUAUGGAAUAAUAAGCAAGAAAUGGAUUAUAUUAAAUCAACUGGGGAUAUUGAUUAUAUCUUGGCUUGUGAUUGCAUUUACUCAGAAGCGAGUGCUAUUGAUUUAGUAGAAACGAUGUAUUAUUUAUCAAAUGAGAAGACGACGAUUAUUUGUAUUAGUGAAGUUAGAAAUCAAGCAGCACAAGAUAAAUUUAUGACCGAGGCUUUAAGUAAGUUUAGAGUCGAAUUAAUACCAGCUAUUAAAUGGCAAAAGAAAAUCAAUCAAGUUAAAUUUGAUGAAACAGUCAACUUUUACAUGUUGAACAAAAAGACUUGUCUUUAAAGUCAGCAAAUAAAACCUGCACUUUUCUUUAUUAUUUAUUCUUUAUUCUUUUUUUUUUUUUUCUUUUUUUUCUUUUGUGUGUGUCUUGAUCAAU